GGGAAAUGGGGCAAAUAAGCCUUUGAAUUAACAAAAAAAAAAAAGUGCAAAUCACCCUUUAUAUAGGAGGUUCUGUCCGUCUGUCGUCAUUUGGAAUUUUUUGAUAAAUGUUUUUGAGUAUCUUCUUCAUUAAGUCUAGUUUACCCAUACCAAAUUUCAGCCAAAAAUAAAACCAGGAAGACAGUCAAAUUAUUUUCUGAAAUAUGCUGCGUUGUUUAACUACGCAUUUAUCUUCAAAAUUCAUUUGACUGCCUUCCCGAUUGAAUUUUUAUUUGAAAUUUGGUAUGGGUAAACUAGACUUAUUGAAGAAGAUGCUCAAAAAAUUGCAUCAAAAAAUUCUACCAGGAACCUCUCCAAAUGACGACAGCCAGACAGAACCUCCUAUAUAAGGAAUGAUUUGCACUUUUUUGGUUAGUUCGAGGGUUUAUUUACCCCUUUUCCCAAACAAUUUUGAUCUUUGUACACACCAAUGUACAAAUACCCCAAAAAAAAUCACCCCCUCUUUUCCCCUCACCUCACACCCGCGUAUCUCACUCGCUCCCCCUCCCCUUUCUUGAAAAUCAAAACAUCCGCCUCCUUCUCUCCCAAAUCGAAACUCAUCUCCCCCAUACUUCUCUCCCACAUCCUCACGACCACUGUGCGUUUGAGGUGUUAACCGACAUCCCCGCGACCACUCUCCUCUUCGAAGCCGUUCUCCACCUCUGCAGAUUCGAACCCCUUCUCUAAGUGUGGGCGAUUCGAGGGUUUAGAAGCGACGAAACCCCUUCUUUGCGCACAACUUUAGGACGACGAAACACCACUGGAGAUGGCGGACGGGGCCCUGAAGUAAUGCAUUCCAAGUCAUGAAUAUUUCCCUGCGCAGUAUUCCGUAUGUUCAGACUUCAGAAAUGCAGCAAAGUGGGUACUAAACAAAUUAUCUCCAACACAAAUGGAAAGGUUUCGCGAUUUACCAUGGGGGCAUCUGAUUGACAUCCCAAACACUGGCAACUCUGGCCAAAUCUUGCACAUGCUGGCCUUACACCUUGUGCAGGACCAACCAGAUGAUGAGUUGUGGUUUGCUAUUGGGGGGAAACUGUAUAAGUUCACCUAUGUGGAUUUUUGCCACAUAAGUGGAUUACCACUAGGUGCCGAACCAGAACCUGCCACGCCCGAGGAUGAAGAUUCUGGAGAUGAUUCAGGACACCAAUCUGGCCAAGAAGAUGAACCAGUAGGGGCCCUUGCUGAGAAGUACUUAGGUGGCAAAGUUAACAUUACCCACGCAAAUAUGAAGAACAUCUUUAAAAAGCUGAACCCAUCCAAACGUGGUGAUGAUGCUGUGAAGUUGGCCUCCUUGUUCUAUAUUGAGUGUGUUCUACUUGCAAAGGACAAUAGUACGAGGAUAAAUGAAUCAUUAGUCAGAUUAAUCAUCAGUCAGAUUGGUCAAUGAUUUAGAGGCAUUCAGGCAGUGUCAGUGGUCACUUCGUUCUUACAAGAUAUUGGUGAAACAUAUGAAGGACCUGAUGCAUGACCAAACUCAGAAGUUCAAGGAGCGGAAGCAGAACAAUCCUAAGUAUAAGAAUGCAAAGUUAUCUGUUUACGGUUUUCCACUAGUGUUGCAAGUAUAUAUGACAACUUCCCUAUUCUACUUAUUUUUUGUUUAUAUAUAGGUGGAUCUUUUAUUAAAUAACUCA
Messenger RNA from Cuscuta epithymum, 1670 nucleotides. Lineage: Eukaryota; Viridiplantae; Streptophyta; Magnoliopsida; Solanales; Convolvulaceae. The record is from the annotation of a GenBank genome assembly.